This is a messenger RNA of Hordeum vulgare subsp. vulgare (domesticated barley), 1089 nucleotides long. RefSeq names its product probable aquaporin TIP2-2. NCBI's taxonomy places the organism in Eukaryota, Viridiplantae, Streptophyta, Magnoliopsida, Poales, Poaceae. The record is from RefSeq and is a predicted model, not a curated record. Gene Ontology annotation, molecular function: water channel activity. Bases 74 to 820 code for a protein of 248 amino acids. The transcript is spliced from 3 exons. Gene Ontology annotation, cellular component: membrane. Gene Ontology annotation, biological process: water transport; transmembrane transport.
CUGAUCCGUAUUCUCAGCGACAACAUUUCAUCUCUCAUCCUCCCAGCUUGGUUUUCCGGCCAUUCUAGCCACCAUGCCAGGCUCCAUCGCCUUCGGUCGCUUCGAUGACUCCUUCAGCGUGGCCUCUCUGAAGGCCUACGUCGCCGAGUUCAUCUCCACCCUCAUCUUCGUCUUCGCCGGCGUCGGCUCUGCCAUUGCCUACACCAAGGUGAGCGGCGGCGCGCCCCUUGACCCAUCCGGGCUGAUUGCCGUGGCGAUCUGCCACGGGUUCGGGCUGUUCGUCGCGGUUGCCAUCGGCGCCAACAUCUCCGGCGGCCACGUGAACCCUGCCGUCACCUUCGGCCUCGCGCUCGGCGGUCAGAUCACCAUCCUCACCGGCCUCUUCUACUGGGUUGCGCAGCUCCUCGGUGCCAUCGUCGGCGCCUUCCUCGUCCAGUUCUGCACCGGCGUGGCGACCCCUACACACGGGCUUUCCGGCGUGGGCGCUUUUGAGGGCGUGGUGAUGGAGAUCAUCGUCACCUUCGGGCUCGUCUACACCGUGUACGCCACCGCCGCCGACCCCAAGAAGGGAUCCCUCGGCACCAUCGCCCCCAUCGCCAUCGGCUUCAUCGUCGGGGCCAACAUCCUCGUUGCCGGCCCCUUCUCCGGCGGUUCCAUGAACCCUGCACGCUCAUUCGGCCCCGCCGUUGCCAGCGGCGACUUCACCAAUAUCUGGAUCUACUGGGCCGGCCCGCUCAUCGGCGGUGGCCUCGCCGGCAUCGUCUACCGGUACCUGUACAUGUGCGACAACCACACCCCCGUCGCCAGCAACGACUACUAAGCCAUCCAUGUGAAGGGUCGUUCGGUGUUUGGUUUCCAUGAUGCCUUCGGCAACAUAAAAAAGUGCGUGCGUGGUGGUCAGAAUGUCUCGAUGAUGUGAAGAACGUCAUGUUGUUUGGUUCAGAUCGAAGCCCAGUAAAGUUGUAGCACUUGGAUGAUGCAUGCUUCUCUAUCUGUAAUAUAAUGUGAUGUUGUGAAGUUGUUGGGGUUUGAGAAUUCUUCAGUUGAGUUUCCUUAUGCGAUUCAAUAAGAACAUCACUGUUUAGUGCA